Paramecium pentaurelia is the source of this 1588-nucleotide messenger RNA. Lineage: Eukaryota; Ciliophora; Oligohymenophorea; Peniculida; Parameciidae. The record is from the annotation of a GenBank genome assembly.
AUGUAACCACUUUGUGAUCCAGCAUAGGAUAGAGUAGUCAAGUAAGUUCCUUUACCACCUCAUCGUCCUUUAGAUAAUGAUCUGAUGUUUCCAGCCAAGAAUUAAGGUAAUAGAAACAUAUUGAUCAUAGGUAAACCUGACUGGAAACUCAUUAAGGAACAUUUAGAAAGAGAGGGGAGAAUUGCAAAAAAGGAAGUAAUAAAAUUAGUAACAAUGGCCAACAAAAUCUUUAGUAAGCAAUUGUUAAUUAUAGUAAAGAGAAUGAGGGUAGUUUGAUACAUUUGUCAGAUCCUUUAACUGUAGUCGGAGAUAUACAUGGGUAUGUUGAAAAUAAUAGUUUAGACAAUUUUAUGAUUUUCUUAAAAUACUUGAUAUUGGAGGUAAUCCUGAAGCAUAAAAAUAUGUGUUUUUGGGUGAUUAUGUAGAUAGAGGACCAUUCUCUAUAGAGGUGUUAAUUUUGUUGUAUUCACUAAAAAUCAAUUAUCCACGAACUAUCUAUAUGUUGAGAGGCAAUCAUGAAUGUAGAUAAUUAACAUCAUUCUUUAACUUUAUGGAUGAAUGCAAAUACAAGUAUGAUUAAGAAUUGUAUGAUGUUUUUAUGGAUUCAUUUGACAAUCUUCCAUUAGCUUGUAUUAUUAAUAAUUAAUUCAUUGCACUUCAUGGAGGGAUCUCUCCAGAAUUAAGAAAUGUAUAAUAUUAUUCAUAUCGAGGUUACUGAUGUCAAUUUGGUUGAGAGAUUUAGGGAACCACCUAAAAAUGGACUAUUCUGUGACAUCCUUUGGGCAGAUCCUGUAGACAAUGAUGAUGGAAUUUGUGAAGGAUAGUUUAGAAUUAAUGAAGUUAGAGGCUGUUCUUACUUUUAUGGAAUGGAAGCAGUCAGCAGAUUUUUAGAAAGAAAUAAGUUGAUAUCUGUCAUUAGAGCUCAUGAAGCAUAAUUAGAAGGAUAUAAAAUGCAUAGAUGGGAUGGAGGAUAAGAUUUUCCUAUGGUAAUUACAAUAUUUUCAGCUCCUAAUUAUUGUGAUGUCUACAAUAAUAAAGGUGCUGUCAUCAAAUUCAAAGUAUAUAAUUAUUUAAUUUCUUUAGAAUAAUGAUCUCAAUAUUCAAUAAUAUAAUUAUAGUUAACACCCAUAUCUAUUACCUAAUUUCAUGGACAUCUUCACUUGGUCUAUUCCUUUUGUUGCAGAAAAAGGUUAUUCUUAUUUUAAUUAUUGUAGUCACUGAAGUAUUGUUCCAUAUCAUACAACCUAGAGAUGGAGAAGCUAUGGAUGAGAUAGUAGAUGAAGAUGAUAUUGCUAAAUUUAAAGAAUUAGUAGGAGAUUAACAACAUAAAAAUAAAGAUGUUUUUUUGAAAAGCAAAAUCAAAUUUGUUUUUAGAAUGAUGCAAAUUUAAAAAGGAUUAAGAUAACAAAGUGAAAGUUUAGUCUAAACUAAAGGUGCUUGUCCUGAUAGCCGUAUACCUAAAACACUUUUAGAUAGUAUUAAAGAUUGUAAAAAUUAUUAUAUAUAUAAUAUUAGCAAAUGGUGCAUUUUAGACUGCUAAAAUGGCUGACUCUAUCAAUGAGAAAAGACCUGGACUAAGUUAAUGAUA